Molecule: messenger RNA, 888 nt
Organism: Guillardia theta CCMP2712
Lineage: Eukaryota; Cryptophyceae; Pyrenomonadales; Geminigeraceae
Exons: 1
Coding region: 1-888 (295 amino acids)
Molecular function (GO): catalytic activity
Source: RefSeq, a predicted model, not a curated record
AUGCGUGUUGUGCAGCUAAACGUGAAGCGCUUUUAUGGAAAGGAGAACUCGUCGACCGUGUUUGCCAUCGCGGCAGCGCUUGCAGCACUGGAUCCACGUCCUAACUUCGUGUGCCUCAAUGAGGUGGAUGUUAAGCUUCAGCCUGGUGGACUUGAAAAGAUUGCAAGCUCGCUGGGACCAAAGUUCACGAUCGCUUUCUUUGGUCACGUCAGAGAUCGCUAUGGCAACGCGAUAAUAUCGAAUUUGCCGGUGCUGAGCACAAAAACCUUCCAGCAUCACAUUCGAGGAGGAAGUACAAUCAAACUCGAACCAGGUACAAAGAAAUUCAACGGCGAAAUCGCCAAGGAAGGUGACGUGCAUAGGAUAGCAAGGGGAAUGCUGGUGGUCGAAACUUCGUUACCGACAUCAGCGCUUCAGGCAGGGCAAAACCAGGAGAACCUCGGGACAUCACUCCGAAUAGCAUGCACGCAUCUUGAUCACAUCAGCAGUGAGCAGCGAAAGGUUCAGAUGGAGCACAUAUGCGAGCUGCUGCCCCCGAGGCCUGAUUGCACCGACCUACUCGUUGGGGACUUCAAUGCCCUGAUGCGGGAGGAUUACACAGACGAGCACUGGGAGAAUCUCAGGAGCCUGCAUGCAAGUCGAGGAUGGGGGGGACCUUAUUCCGGAGACCUUGCCAUUGUUCAGGAGCAUGGCUUCGUUGAUUGCCUUGAAAGCGCUAAACCUCUGUCUCCACUACACUUGACUGCGCACGUCGGGGAUCCUGCAUAUCGCCUUGAUUACUGCUUCCUCCGAGGACGCCACAUGAGGCCUGUGGGGAGCUUUGUGGAUCGAACGAUCGACUUCAGCGAUCACUAUCCUGUGAUCACAGACUUUGACCUUGUGCAAUGA